UUGAACACUGGCAGCGGUGGUAAGCAGUGAGCCAACCUCUCUCUGGAUUGAUAUGGGAAAACCGUUAGCUUGGCUCCAAAGAGAGGCAAUAACAGUGUGCCUAUGCAAGUAGAGAGUGUUUACUCGUGUAGCGUGUGUGUAGCAGUCAAACAGAUGAUUGCUUUGUAGUGCCGUAAGAGCUGUAUACAGAAGCGUUAUAAUUCUCGGGGUUGACCAUAACCUGGACAGUCAGGUGACCAAGUGACCAUAGUCAGUGAGUUGACAGUCAAGUCAACCGGAGGAAUUAAUGUUCCCUUGAUGGCUCCAGUGACCUCUUGGAGCUGUCUAAGAUAAUUGGGUAGGCUGUGUCACCUGUGUCAUACGUCGCCAGGCUUAUCUGUCUCUCUCGACCAGUCGGGCUGCCUAGCCACAGCGUUCAGGAUUAGCGGACUGCGGCCACUACCGUGACUAAACAGUUACACGUGGAUGUAACAGUGAGUGGCGGCCGCUGAGCAAGUAGUGGACUUGGAUGUAGGGGCUGAUGUGGAGGAUCCACGCUGCUUGUGAAGGAUCUCUUGUGUGGCUAAUCUGAAGAAAUUCAAGACUUGAGACCAGUAGCCAUCACUGGUACUGUGAUGAAUGAUGGGGAGGAGCACAGCGGUGCCGGAGGUGUUGUGUGACAUGCAGCUGGUGUGUGACCACUCUAUAUGUACCCGGCCACACUGGCAAACUGCCUCCUGAUGGACAUAGGAAUCCUUCACCUCAACAUCCACAUCGUCUUCAAGAAAAUCUUAUAAUUGUUUGUACAUAAACAAAGUGCCCAGGAAGAGAAAUAACACCUUGUGUGAGAAAAAAUAUUGGUACAACUGAUUAAUUGAUUAAUUAAUUAAUUGAUUAGUCCUCAUCAGUGAUCAUCUGUGAAGGAGAGACAAACACUGAUAUAAGGUGCAACAGAAUAUUAAAUAUUAUUUUAAUUUCUGUACCACAUUGAAGACAAGCAGUUACAAUUGUCUCAUGUCCUACAAACACAUUGAUGAAAACUAUGCAGAUGUGAUAAGGGCUUAAGUGAUUAGUCCAUGCAAUGUUAAGGGAGUGAGAAGGCUUGUCUACAUCUCACCUGAAGUCUACUUGUCAAAUUGCCGCUUGAAUAACUUGACCUAGAUCGCUCACCAUGACCAAGCUUAAAGCCCGCCCCGUUGUGGAUUACACAGCCAUGGAAGGGACCAUGGCGGAGUCGAAGAAUGCGGUGUCUCCCAUCGAUGAGCUGACGUAUGUCCAGAAAAACACCCCUGAGGAUGAUGGGGGGUCAUGUGGAUGGGGACCAUUCAAGCCUGGUUGUUGUCAGCGCUUCAGAAACCCUAAAUGGGUUUUAUUCUGGCUUUGCUGGGCAGGGGCAAUACAGGGCAUGGUGGUCAAUGGCUUCGUGAACGUGGUGAUAUCCAACAUUGAGAGACGGUUUGAGAUCAGCAGUACCCAGUCAGGCACAAUAGCCAGCUGCUAUGACAUUGCAUCAGUUCUCUGUCUUAUACCGAUCAGCUACUUCGGAGGUCUCGGGAUCAAGCCCAGAUAUCUCGGCAUUGGAAUAUUCAUUCUUGGAGUUGGUUCCUUUGUGUUCUCUUUGCCACAUUUCACAACACCCCUGUACACCGUUCAGAGCAGUCAGGAGAACAUUUGUCGAAUCGGUGGCAACACUACAGGGACUUGUGACACAGUUUCAGCAGAGUCUUUUUCCGACUACAAGUAUGUGUUCUUCCUGGGCCAACUGCUCCAUGGUGCUGGGGCGUCGCCCCUCUACACACUCGGAGUCACGUACCUGGAUGAAAACCUGCCUCUGCGGUCAUCGUCAUUCUAUGUGGGAAUCUUCUACUCCUUUGCUAUCAUUGGUCCAGCAAUUGGAUAUAUGGCAGGUGGCGAGUUUCUUAAGAUCUUCACAGACACCGGUGCUAUUGAUACAUCCAGUAUCUCCAUUACACCGGACAACCCACGCUGGGUUGGGGCAUGGUGGAUUGGCUUCCUGUUCAGUGGCGCCCUCGCUUUCUUUGUCUCCGUCCCCCUGUUUGGAUUCCCGCGAGCAUUGCCAGGCUCCAGCAAGUAUAUGGCCGAGCGGGGCAAGGAGGUGCACAACAAGGGCAGCAGUGAAGAUGAAGCCAACAAGAUCGGCAAUAAGAGAGGGAUCAAAGACAUACUACUCUCCAUCAAACUACUUGUCACCAACCCGACAUUCAUGUUCCUCAACUUUGCAGCAGCCAGUGAAGGUAUCCUCCUCAGUGGCUUCUCCACGUUUGCUCCCAAGUUCAUCGAGUCUCAGUUCAGUUUGCCAGCAGCAAGUGCAGCCCAGUUUGUCGGUUAUGCAGCCAUCCCAGCCGGUGGAGGCGGUACAUUUCUUGGAGGUUACAUUGUCAAACGCUUCAAUAUGAAGGUGUCCGGGAUCAUCAGAUUCUGUCUCGGCGCUACAUUAAUCGUCCUAUUUGUUGCCUUAGUCUUCUUGAUCAACUGUGAAAACGUCCCCUUCGCUGGUGUCAAUGUAGAGUACAAUGCCAGUGCCAAUAACAUGGCAAUAGGAUUCCUGGGCAAGAGGCUGGACAACACGUGCAACAGUAACUGUGCGUGUACAGAAGAUGACUAUCACCCGGUGUGUGGGCGCGACGGCCUCAUGUACUUCUCCCCCUGCUAUGCUGGAUGCCAGGUGUCUGAGACUGGCGAUGUCAAGAGUGGAAUAGAAGAGCGCUACUCCAACUGCUCCUGUAUAAACAGUAACACCUCAGACUACAUGGCAGAGUUUGGCAAGUGUGAGACAUCUUGCAUCUGGCUACCUCUCUUCAUGCCGUUCUUUGGUUUGAUGAUGCUACUCACCUUCAUCACCAGCAUGCCUGCACUGUCAGCAACACUCAGAUGUGUACCAGAAAAACAGCGGUCAUUUGGUCUUGGAAUACAGUGGAUUAUAGCUCGUUGUCUAGGUUCCAUCCCAGGACCAAUCCUGUUUGGGAAGAUGAUUGACUUGACCUGUCUCCUGUGGCAGAAGAAAUGUGAUGGUGAUGGUGCUUGUUUUUUCUAUGACAACAGAAAAAUGAGUUACUAUCUUCUGGCACUUGGGUUGUCCCUGAAAGCAAUGUCAUCUCUAUUCUUCUUUCUUGCUCUUGUGAUGUAUAAAAAACCUCCUGGAAAUAUUGAAGAAGUAGGAUUGAAUGACAACACGUCUGUGUCAGCCAUAUCAUCAACCAGCCGAACAACUCUCACUGCUCAGCCAAAUGGCACUGAAAUUAACACAGUGAUUAGAGUUCCUGACAGUGUUGCCAACGGAACUGCGAAGUCCAAUGGAAAUAUUGUUAAAACAAGUUUAUAGUUGGUGUCUUAGGGCACUACCGAGACUGUAGUACAGUAAGGAAGUAAUAGUGUUUGUAAAUAUCAGUGGCAUAAUUGUAUAAAAUGGAAAUGACAUUGAGAGAAUAUUGUGGGUCUCCCACUUGUUGCCAAUGUUGCAGAAGAGAACUAUCUUUCAUUAAGGUCAACACAGUCAACACUGUGUCCCUGAUCAAUGGCAACCAUGAAACAUUGAGACGGUUUAGACUACACCUACACUGACUGCAGCAACAGAGGCAUCCAUGGAGGUCCAGAUGAUUGCACAGACAUUGCAACAGAGGCAUACUUAGACAUCAAGAUGGUUGCACAGACAAUGCAACAGACGUAUCCUUAGAGGUCCAGAUGGCUGCACAGACAAUGCAACGGAGGCAUCCUUAGAGGUCCAGAUGGUUGCACAGAUAAUGCAACAGAGGUAUCCUUAGAGGUCCAGAUGGUUGCACAGACAAUGCAUCAGAUGGAGGUUUAGGUGUUUGUUUCUAAUUUUCUCACUGGUCAAGAUGCCAAAUUGGCCAACGAUGCAGGUCCAUCAAAAUGACCCCUUGAACUGGUAUAAAUUGGUAUUAAUUUGGUGUGGAUGUCGGCAACACUUUGUCAGAUAUUUAUGAUUUUGCUACUUUUUUGCUUUUCUUUGUUUUGCUGAGGAUAUGAACUUUACAAAAUUUCCAAAUUGGUAGAAUUCUUAAAAGAAAGAUGCCUGCCACAGGCACUUAGUUUUAGAGACUAUAUAAGUCCCAUGUUUUUACACAGUACUAUCUGGUGAUAAUGACAUAUGGGUGAUAGUAAUCAGUGCAUGACCUAGAACUACAGGAUAUCUUUCAUUCAUACUCUCAGUGGAUAUCUCAGUUGUUCUUAUGGAAUAUGUUUGUGUGCUCAAUGGUUGCUUUACAAAAGAAAAUAUGUGAAAGUUAUAUGUUAGUUGUAGAUCUAGCAUAAUAAUACAUAAUAAAGAACGCAUAAAGACCUUGUGGGUUUAUGUUUGUAAGAAAGCAACAAGACUGUAGAUUGAAUAACAAUGCAGUAUAAAGGUGUUGUAAUAUGUUUGUGUAGAGAGCUUUACCAUGUGUGUCACACAAGUUUGAUUGUUACAAUAACUGUGAUAUUAUCAAUGCAAUAUAUUAUGUUGUCUGUUCAUGUUGUAGGAUUUAUGUCACAUGACACAUCACAUGACACAUCAGUUUUCAGUGCCAUAUUUUAAUGCCUUUGAACAAAUAUAUUUUACAAGACAACACUGUUGUUUUUUGCACAUUUCAUGGUUAUUUUCUGAGGAUACUUUUCAUUUGUACUUUUAUGUAUACUUGUCCAAAGAAGUUUGAGAAAACAUGAUCAUUUCUAUUGUUUUUAGUUAAUCUGCCUGACAUUACAUGGCAUGACAGAUUAACUAUACAUGUAGUAAUAUGAAAGGAUUGGGUGUUCUUUGACUUCUUUUGAGUAGUAUAAUAGGACCAGACCAGUUUGUUCAUGUCUUAUAGACAAUCAUGCCCUAAAUGAUGCAAAGGUAAUAAAAGAAAUCAUGUCUGAUUCAAAUGUAUGCUCCUUAUGAACCAAUCUUACAAGUGAAACAGUUUCUAUGACUUCUAUUUGAAGGGCAAAAAGUAUAAUAUCAAGCUUAACAACAAAUGGACAAUUUUCAAAAUUAUUUGUCUAGUUUGACAGAAUUCUUCUUUGUCUUUUGCCAUGCUGUAUUAAAGUCAAUUCUUACCCCCAGUACUAAUAAUCAUUUUUGUGUCUUUGUUAUUGACAAUCUGUUAAGGUGACCGCUUGUUUCUAGCUCUAAUUAAAACUAAAGCUGGGCUUACAUUAUCAUGAUAUUUUUAACAUUGCAGGUUUUCUACCUACAAGUCCAUAGGCAAGGUGUUUACAAACAAACAGUAACGGGAGUCGUGUACAAAUUGGAAAUUCUGUUACACAUGAUAUAUUUUGGUCACAUGUUACUUGAGGUGUUCAUGCCUUUGAAUAUUGAUCAAUGGCUACCAAGAAAUAAAAUUGGUCUGUCUGUCCAAAUUGUCCAAAUUGUCCAAAUUGUGUAGAUUCUUAACUUAUCUUCUUCCCUUCCAAAUUGACUAUGGGGAGAGAGCAUUAAAGAGACUGAGCACAAACAAGGAAAUUAACAAAAAUUAUUCAUACAAGAAAAUCAUUGAAUUAUGGGCUUAUGAACAGAGGUUAUCUUGGCAUACAUUUUGUUGAUAUCAGAUGAUAUACAGUUAAUUUUGAGCUUGCUGUAAAAGGCGACUAUGCUUGUUGUAAGAGGUGACUAAUGGGAUCGGGUGGUCAGGCUCGCUGACUUGGUUGAAGCAUGUCAUCGAUCCCAAUUGCGUGGAUUGAUGCUCAUGAUAUCAGUCACUGGAUUGUCUGGUCUAGACUCGAUUAUUUACAGACUGCCGCCAUAUAGCUGGAAUAUUGCCGUGUGCGAUGUAAAACAACAAACCAACCGUUUUGAGCUACAGCUGACCAUCAGAUUACUUGAAGCCUGUUUCAACAUUCUUUGUUUUAAAGGCAGCAUUUACUGUGAAUAACAUGAGCAUUUUUGUGCUUCUCCAUGUCACAGUAUCAAGUUAUCAUGUUCAUGAGUGGAUGUUGUGACUCUGUGUCUUUACCUUUGCAUAAUAGUUUCACACACUGUGUGAAACGAGGCUUCCGUAUAUUCAAACAAUUUGGUUGUGCACGAGACUCUCGCAGUCCUCAGACAUGAUGAUACUUAAUAGCUGUUUUACUGUAGUAGCCAGUGUAUAUGAUUCUAAGGUCAAAGUCUUUAGAAACAUGAUUUGAACAGCUAAGGAUAAAAAAUGAAAUAUGAAUUGUUGAUUUACACAAAAUGUGCAUGUGGUUGUAUAUAGUCAUCUCAUCAUUACUAUUUAAAAUACUACAAAACCUCACAAGUGUAUAUAGGGCAUCACAUUGCUAACUGACAACUGAAAAGGCACAAUAUUGAAUUGAAUACUUGAUUUACUGUGUUCAUUACAAAUCAGAUCAUUUAAUUUGUACAUCAAUUAUUUGGUUCAUUCUUGUUGAAUAUAUUUUGUAUCUAACUGAUCAUUUAGUUGAGGAUUUUAUUCAGUUUGUUUUGCUGUUGUUUGUUGGCCAACACAACCUGGAGCAAUAUGUUUGUCCUUAGUUUUCAGAUGUGAUGUACUAAUCGAAAUUCAGGCCAUUUUGGUAAGGUAUUUCAUCAUAUUUGACACAUAUUUUGACAUUUAAGUAUGUGUUUUAUAUCUUUGAAUUGAAUUUAAAUAGAUAGACAAGGCAACUACGUUUUUCAAUUCACAAAUGAAUCUACUGUUAAGUUUGCAAUAUUUGAAUGAAACCAUUGUUUUUUGGGUCAUAUUGUCAAAGAUGAAGUCUGUAAGACAAGAAUCAGAUAGGUAUGGUCUUUACUGUUAGAGCAGUGUUUCCUGCUUUAUGAAAGAAUUUUAAAACAUUACAUGUGGUUAUUUGUGUUACUGCUUGUUAACAAAGACUAGGAGAUGAUGAGAUGGCAGCUAUUAUAAUGUUGGAUGAAAGAAAGUAUUUGCUAGAAAUCUUUGAGGGUUUGAGUGACAGUUGUUCAGGGAGGCUGAGUUUGGAAAUAACAAAUCCAGCUCUUUCACAUAAUAUGGCCAGAAGCAUAACUCAAAGGUCUGCUAUUCUUGUACUUUUUGUUAGCAAAUCACAGUUAUAUUUAUUUGAUCUGUUUCAGUAUGUAAAUAGAAAUUGUGAUAAAUAUAAUGUAGAAGAAACACAAAGCUGUUGAUGUUUGUGCUCAAGGCAUGACUAGCUGUAAUAUGGGUGUGUCAACUGGUGGUGUUGGGGGUUUGAACAUAGCUGGGGGAGUGGGGGGAGGUUUGGCUGAUGACUUCAUUACAGGAGGCUACGAAUGAUCCAUUUAUACAUUUGUCAUCUUGAAGUAUCUUAUGCCAAAAUUUGUUUUCUUAUUUCUUGAUGACAAUAUGAAAUUGUUUAUGUCUGCCUUUUUGUCAUUGCAAAGGUUAGUGUGUAAUUUAAACAUGAUGGUGAAAAAUGUUUAAUUUUAAACAAAAUCUUAAAUGAAUCUGUUUCUGGAGACAAUCCUGACUGAUUAUUCUCGUUUCAAAUCUUUAUGUCCUGCAACUUUAGAUGAUACUUCAGUCAGUGUAAGGGGCAAAUUAUAGUUCUACAUUCUACAGCCACGUGCUGGUAUAGUAUGUGUUGACACCGCCAGCAUGGUACGUGUGCUGUCAAGUUCAUUGGUGUGGUAGAGUUGAUGAGUGAGAGAGUUGUGAGUGAUUAUCAGAGGUUGUACAAAUUAUUUUUGUUGAAUAAACUGUUUUGUAUUUAA
This is a messenger RNA of Haliotis rufescens (red abalone), 7630 nucleotides long. Its product is annotated as solute carrier organic anion transporter family member 4A1-like. The transcript has 15 exons. Lineage: Eukaryota; Metazoa; Mollusca; Gastropoda; Lepetellida; Haliotidae. Gene Ontology annotation, cellular component: membrane. Bases 1151 to 3322 code for a protein of 723 amino acids. The record is from RefSeq and is a predicted model, not a curated record. Gene Ontology annotation, molecular function: protein binding. Gene Ontology annotation, biological process: transmembrane transport; sodium-independent organic anion transport.